This is a messenger RNA of Epinephelus moara (kelp grouper), 4649 nucleotides long. RefSeq names its product WD repeat domain 6 (gene wdr6). The transcript has 7 exons. Gene Ontology annotation, biological process: tRNA methylation. Gene Ontology annotation, molecular function: protein binding. NCBI's taxonomy places the organism in Eukaryota, Metazoa, Chordata, Actinopteri, Perciformes, Serranidae. The record is from RefSeq and is a predicted model, not a curated record. The coding region runs from base 171 to 4472 and encodes 1433 amino acids. Gene Ontology annotation, cellular component: cytoplasm.
GUUAAACGCGGCACGGAAGCCAGAGCAGAAACACAUGGGUGCUGGAUUCAAGCGGACUGAGGACGCAAAUAAAGAUGUUUUAAUGCAGAUGUGAAGCGCACUUAUGUAGCGUUAGUGUCUGUUUGCACCAUGAUAUACUCUCGUCUAUGAAGGUUAUUAAUCAUUAAGAGAUGGAGACAGCAGCUCUGGUGGCUCCAGUCACAGCUGUGGAGUUCCUUCAGGAUGCAUUUCUGCUGACAGGUGAGGGUCCAGUCUUGACGGUGUACAGUCUCCACCCUCGUCCUAAAGCCUGUGCCUCCCUGAGUGUGCUCCAGCACUACAGAAUUCACGGGAUAAGACCUAGAAGUCUGACGGCUGUCCCAGCACAGAGCUCUGCUGUAGGAACACAUGGGAAUAAGAAUGAUGAACCAAGCUCCAACUCGAGCUCCACCUUCUAUGACCUCGCAGUGUUUGGAGGCAAGGCUGUGAGGCUAAUGAGGCUCCAUGUGGAUCUCCAGGAUGACGAGCAUCUGUGCUUGGAGACUCUGGGUCCCCUCAUGGAGCUACGGGACUGGGCCCUGGAUGUCCGCUGGCUCUCUGGAGACAAACACUCACUGCUCUGCGUGGCUGUAGCCCACAAUAGUGCUCUCCUCCUGGAUGUCACUACAGGAAAAGCCCUGGUGCAGCGCUCCUGUCUGGAGGGGUGUCUGCUGUACUCUGCCCUACUUCUGGUGCAUGAAUCCUGGGCGGAUACCAUCCUAGUUGGAGGGACUGUUUUCAAUCAGCUGGUUCUCUGGAAGCCUGGAGGAGGAGACAACAGCAAUGAAUCUGAGCACAAAGCUCCAGUUGAGAAGCGUCUGCUGGGCCACAGCGGGGUCAUCUUCAGCAUCUCUUACCUCCAGGAGAAAGGAUGGCUGGCUUCAGCCUCUGAUGACCGCAGCGUAAGGGUUUGGGGUGUUGGCACUUUAGGGGGUCCUGGAGGGAAAUGUGGGGACUUGAACCCGGCUUGUUUGAGGGUCCUAUAUGGACACCAGGCUAGGGUAUUCUCGGUGCGUGUUUCUUCGGGUAAUGUGUUCAGUGCGGGUGAAGACGGGGCCUGUUUGGUUUGGGACUGGGCUGGAGGUGGCAAGGUGGUUCGGACGUUGAAGGGACACCGAGCAGGUGGGGUUCGUGCACUUGCAGUCAGUGAGGGAACAGGAGAUGAAGGGAGGUGGGUGGCUACAGGGGGGGCAGAUGGAGGGGUGAGGUUGUGGAGGGUGGAAGGGAGUGAGGAGAGAGAGGAGAGAACAGAGGAAGCUGUCACAGAGAAGCUAACCGACUUAAAAUUUCCUGGUCAAGGCUUGCCUAAAGCAGUUUGUAUAGCAGGGGAUAAAAACGCAAGUUGGAGUCAGAUUAAGUUUGUGGUUUGCACUGACCAGGGAACAGUUUAUCAGUACAGUGAUGGGCAGUGGGAGCUGGUAUGGCAAGGCACUCCUGAGUUUCAGUCUUAUUGUGUGAUGGAAUUAACAACCGUCAACAUAAAAGACUCAGCAGCAAAAGUUAAUUUGUGUGCUGUGGGAAACCUUAGCGGUUCCAUACAGGUCUUCCCCAUCUCUCAUCCUCAGUGUGGGAUUCUUCUCCCAGGUGGGUCAGGGAAGAUCCAUAGUCUCAUUUGGCAAGAGGCAAAGGAAGGCUUGUAUCUGCUAGCAUCAGGUGCUGAAGGACUUGUCUGUCGCUGGUGCGUAGAGGCAGAAUUAGAUGAAAACUCUUCCUUGGCUCUCAGUGUAAAUCCCUUGUCUCCUUUCCUCCUUCCUCCUUGUGCCAAACGCUGGCUGACAGCUGCAGUGCGCCUCCACUCCACGUCACAGGGGUUGCUGUGGGUGUGCGGGGACAGGAGAGGGUCCCUGCUUUUGUUUCAGGAAGAAGCAAAGCUGGAGCAAAAGAUGGGAGAUGAAAAAAGGGUGGAUGAAGGCUCGCUGACAGGCAGGAAACAAACUGAUGAUGAGUGGACUGAGGAAAAUGGAAGCGGUGGAAACAGAAAAGGUGAAAUGAUGGAGGAGAGAGGUGGCCUAAAGCUGCACCCACUGAGCUGCCUGUUUGGGGUGCAUGGAAAACAGGGUGUAACUUCUGUGUAUGAAUACCAGGGACUGCUCUACAGCACUGGCAGGGACGGCUGUGUGAGGGUCUUCAGAGUGAAUCUAACAACACCAGGAAAUCUUAGAGAGAAGAGUAAUGGAGCGAGUGUUGAGAACAAAGGAGGGCUUCAGCUGGAGGUUCUCAGAGUCCAGCGGGCCUGUAAGGGUAUGGAGUGGCUGGAGAGGGUUUUGAUUCUUGAACCUGACAUUCCUGUGGAAGAGGAGGAGGAGGAGGAAGAGCCUGGAGAGGAAUGCGAGAAACUUAAUUUGACAGAAAAGCUGGAGGUUACAGAGGAGAGAAAGGAGGAGGGGAGCUUCAGAGGAGAAAAGACAGAGAACAAGGGAAGAGAAGCCAAGUUUGCCAUUGUUGGCUUUCAUGCUGUUCACUUUGUGGUGUGGGACCCGGUGAGGCAGGAGAGGCUGUUAGCGGUGCCUUGUGGUGGGGGGCAUCGCUCCUGGUGUCUCUGGCCGUCCCACAAAGGGGUUUGGCCUGGAUAUGGAGCUCUGGUCUUCAUUAAGCAGGGGGCUGUCUUGGCUUCGCAGCCCCCUGGAGAGGCACCGAGCUGGGCUGGGAAGGCAGGAAGGACUGGAGGAUGGAGCCUGAGAGAGGGCGUCCAUGGGAGGGGGAUCGGGUGUGUUUGCAGGCUGGGGACGAUAAGGGGAACUGGGAAUGAGAUUCAAACAAACAGUAGUGGAGAUUUGACUGAAACUGAGGGAAGGGAUGGGCUCGAAGAUGAAGUAAAGGACAGAGAGGAGGGGCAUUGGGAGAUAGUGGUGACAGGAGGAGAGGACACCAGCUUAACUGUCUUGGCGGUACAUCCCAACUCUGGCAGCAUCAGAGUUCUCUCAGUUAUUACUGACCACAUCUCAAGCGUUCGGACAGUGACAGCAGUGACACGUUCAGAGGGAGGAAGUGAAAAUCAGACACAGUCUCUCUCUGCCCUGCUCGUGUCAGCUGGCGGGCGAGCUCAGAUGCAGUGCUACCGGUUGUUAAUCGGCUGGGACAGGCAGAGACUGGUUCCCUCCUGCCAGGUGAUCCAGGUGGCCAGUCACCGAUUGGACGAACAGUGGGAGAGGAGGCGGAACCGACACAAGACGGUGAAAGUGGACCCAGAAACAAGGUACAUGUCUGUAGGGGUGGUGGAUGAGAAGACAGACUGUGCUCUGCUGGCUCUGGCCUGCAGUGACGGAGCUCUCAGAUUGUUCUCAGUCAGUGAAGUUAAACAUCAAAUUGAUUUGUUGUGGGAGACGUUUUACCACCAGCGCUGUGUGCUCAGCGUUUCCGCCUGCAGCCUGGAGGAUGGAAAAGGAAACAGGUAUAAGCUGCUGUUUAGUGCCGCAACAGAUGGCAGAAUUGCAGUGUGGGAUAUGACUGAUGCUUCUUCUUUAUCAACCACUACUUCGAGCAGUGCUCCAACUCCACCAAUCCCCUGCCUCGAUAUUCACGCCCACCAGAGCGGCGUCAACUCAUUGGCUGUUUGGGCAGAGAAACUGGGACAACAAGAGGGCGGUUGCCUGGUAACUGUUGCUAGCGGUGGGGAUGAUGGGCAGCUGACAGUGUCCACGAUCAGGGUGCAGUACCCAGAGGAUGGAGAGACUGGGGGCAGCAGAGGGAUUUCUCAGAUUUCUGAUCAAGUGAUUUCUCAACAAACCCAGUUCCAAAUCCCAAACCAGCUUCAUCUCCAUCUCCACUCCCAGUCCCACAUCCCGCUGGCUCACGCCGCCCCGCUGACUGCUCUGAAACUCCUGAGCCCAGGCCUGGUGGUCUCCACUUCGUCAGAUCAGAGGGUUUGCCUGUGGAGGGUCAGCACUACCAGUAUCAGCCACGCUGGGGCGCUGUGUUCACAUGUUGCAGAUGCUGCAGGACUGGCAGUGUGGGAAGGGCAGAUGAUUGAGGAGGAGGGAAAUGAAAAGAGGGAAACAAGAUUUGAGCCUGAGCAGGAGAUUGUAAUUUGGAGAGGGAAGAGAAAUCAGACAGGAUUAAAGACGCUGUGUAAGACAGCAGCACAGUUCAAUACAGAUAAGCAAACACUGGGCGAGGCCGAGGAUGGAGGACCUGUUGAAGCCAUGAGCGAGACAGGUGACCCAGUUUGUCAAACCAGUGAUGAGAAGGGAGGAGAGACAGCUGGUGAAUGUAGAAAUCAAACAGAGACUGACAGCGUGGGUGAGACAGAGAGUGAGGUAAACACUGAGACGGGUUUCAAGGCUUCCUGUGAGAGCAAGAAAACAAAGAUGGGAUGGGUGCUGGUCUGCGGUCAGGGCUUCCAGCUACUACGGGUCCAAAAUACAGAGAUGGAUGCAGAGGUGUGGGCUGCAGGAGGAGAAAAGGAGAAGGUGGAUCACAGAGUUAAAGUGACUUUGCCGGUAAAGUCAACAUAAGUGGAAUAAAAAGAUAGCAGUGGUCCAAACAAUCACUUUCUCUAUGGACACAAUUAAAAAUAUAUAUUUAUGAAUGAGCUGUAAAAUUCAUUUGUAACAGCUGCAUGAAUUGAUAUCAAAUGAAUGUUACUUUGGUAAUUUUUUAAAUUACAUUUUUAAUAAAGUUUAUUUAUUGUC